AUGUCUUACACGACCAACGACUCUCACCCCCAGACUCGACACACAACUCUCUCUCCAACCUCCAAUAAGCCGUUUCGACAGGCGACUUCGCCGUUAGUCAGAACCACAAUGCCUUCGCCACGCACAUCUCCAGCCAUGCGGCCCACGUCUCCGAGGACCUCAUCAUCACACUUCGACACCCUACAACCGCCAACAACAACACAGCGGCCCCUUCAUUCGAGGACAAACAGCAACAACCAGCGACGAGCUCCCAACAACUCGCUGAAACUCCCAUCGCUACCCAGAUUUCAUCCGGCAAACUUUCCAUCUGCUCAUAGCAGCAUGCAGACCACGCCAGAUGGUACACUAUCACCGCAACCGCCUGUGUCACCGAGAGCGCAUCAGAGAAUAUAUAGCGAUGCGCAAAAGCAGCUUUUCUUCAAUCAACGAGAGAUGCUUUCUGCAGCUGCUCGUGGUACCUCACCGAGCCAAGCUGGAAAGCCCAGGAGCCCCCGCCUGCAACCGCUAGGCAGUCCCGGCCCAGUCACGCCCUUGGAACUCGAAGAAGACGGAGGCUAUCUUCUUGCUGGAGCGCGCCCUACAUCGAGCGACACUACGUCGUCAGAACAGCUGGUCGAGAGGUUGAUCAGAGAGGAAAGUCGGCGAGUACGGAGCGCAACGCAGGCAGGGCAUCCUCCUAGUCGGUGA
Messenger RNA from Fulvia fulva, 687 nucleotides. RefSeq lists its product as uncharacterized. The record is from RefSeq and is a predicted model, not a curated record. The coding region runs from base 1 to 687 and encodes 228 amino acids. Lineage: Eukaryota; Fungi; Ascomycota; Dothideomycetes; Mycosphaerellales; Mycosphaerellaceae. The transcript is spliced from 2 exons.